Dioscorea cayenensis subsp. rotundata (Guinea yam) is the source of this 3651-nucleotide messenger RNA. Its product is annotated as pentatricopeptide repeat-containing protein At3g54980, mitochondrial-like. The transcript has 4 exons. Gene Ontology annotation, molecular function: protein binding. The coding region runs from base 74 to 2617 and encodes 847 amino acids. NCBI's taxonomy places the organism in Eukaryota, Viridiplantae, Streptophyta, Magnoliopsida, Dioscoreales, Dioscoreaceae. The record is from RefSeq and is a predicted model, not a curated record.
UUGGGUCAUUUGGGUCGAUUGCAAAUUGGAGCCUUUUCUCGCCCUCAAUCGCAACCCCUCCGCCGCAGCGGCCAUGAAAAAGCUCCGGAGCUCCUCUCCUCUCAUCCAAUGGCCUCUUCACCGCCCUAUCCCACGCCCAAAACCCUACUCCCCCUCCUCCUCCUCUUCAUGUAUCUUCUACUCCACCCCUGGAGCUCCGGUUCCUUUUCGAGAUCCCGUUCGGGCCGUCCCGCCGGUGAGCUCCUCUUACCAAAUGCGCAAGCUAAUCAAUGCUUUCAGUCCGGCUUCGAUGGUAGCUGAAGGCCAACUGAUCGAGGCCCUCUUGAAGAACCAGCGGAAUCCAAAGGCGGCGCUGAAGCACUUUCAGUUGGCGCAGAUGAAGGGCUCCAUCUCCGGCAUUGAUCCUCUGUGCAUUUUGCUUCACAUCCUCGUAGGAACAGAUCGGCAAUCUAGCGCCCGAGAACUCCUAAGGUGUUCCCUUUUGCACAGCACUAGCCCCUCGCCGGCCACCGUCGUUGACGGCCUCGUUAACGCGUCGAGAAGGUGCGUCUCGGAUCCCCGUUCCUUUGGUUAUCUUUUGACUUGCUAUUCUCAUGCUGGAAAGGCAGAACAAGCGCUCGAGGCUUUCGAUUGUAUGCUCCAACAUGGUGUCUUUCCCAGCGUGAGAUCAAGGAAUGAUUUUUUGGCAGCGUUGGUGAGGUCCAAUUUGACGACGAAGGCUCGAGAGAUUUAUCAAGUGAUAAAAGAAAAAGGAAUGGGUUUUGAUUGCUAUACAAUCGAUAUAAUGAUGCAUGCUUGCUUGAAAGAUGGGAAGUCUGAAGAAGCUCAAGUUUUCUUUCAGGAUUUGAGAGACACCGGGCUUGUACCUGAUUUGCUUGUCUAUGCCACCAUUAUUCAGUCUGUUUGCAGAAUUCCAGAUUCCACUAGAGCUUUGGAAUUGUUGAAUGAGAUGAAAGGUAGAGGCUUGGUACCCACACAGUUCAUUUAUACAUUUGUUGUUGGAGCGUGUGUGAAGCAAGGGAACCUUGAAGAGGCUUUGAGGCUGAAAGAUGAAUUGGUUGCAAGUGGCCACCCUCUAAGCCUUGUGUCCGCCAAUAGUUUGAUGAAAGGGUAUUGUGAUCAAGGAGAUCUUGACAAUGCCUUGGAUUUGUACACAAGUGUGCUGAAGCAAGAAAUUCUUCCGAAUGUUGUUACCUAUUCUGUUUUGAUCGAUGGUUGUUGUAGAAAUGGGAAUGUAGGAAAAGCUUUUGAGCUUUAUUGUCAAAUGAAGCAAACAAGGGUGUCUCCAAAUGUCUUCCAAGUAAACACAAUUAUAAAUGGUUUCUUGAAAAAGAAUAAAUGGGAGGAGGCCCUUGUUGUGUUUGAUGAUGCUGUGAGCUUUGGUGUGGUCAAUGUUUUCACCUACAACAUUCUUAUGCAUUGGCUCUUUAACGCAGAUAAAGUGAAGGAAGCUUGCUGUGACCUGUGGGAUCAGAUGGAGGAUGAGGUGAUGGACCCAAGCAUUGCUUCCUACAACAUGUUGGUUUUUGUUCAUUGCAUGCGGGGCAAUAUGGAAGCAGCAGCUGAUCUGUUAACUCAGAUGUCUCAGAUAGGCAUCAAACCAAAUGUCAUCACCUAUACCACUUUGAUUGAUGGGUAUCUCAAGAAAGAGGAUUUUGAUCAAGCUUUUGAUCUUCUCAACACAAUGUGCAGUUCGGUUAUUUCUCAUAACAAUUUCACAAUUAACUCUAUCCUAUAUGGCCUCAGCGAAGUGGGUAGAAUGUCUGAAUUGACUCGUGUGCUGCAGAAGUUCAGGGAUGACGGAUUUAUCCCUAGCUGCAUAACAUAUAAUAGUAUUAUUCAUGGCUUUAUAAAAGAAGGCAAGAUGAGCUCUGCAUUUGAAAUUUAUCACGAGAUGCUUAGAAAUGGCGUAUCCCCAGAUGUUGUUACCUUCACCAAUUUCAUUGUUGGCUUAUGCAAAGGGAACAAUACUGAUGGUGCCCUCAAGAUGCAGAGUGAAAUGAAAAGGUUAGGCCUCCAAAUGGAUAUUGCUGGGUAUAAUGCUCUUAUUGUUGGUCUUUGCAGCAAGGGAAACAUGGAAGCUGCUCUUGCACUGUUUGAUGAGCUUCCUGAAGUUGGGUUGAAACCUAAUGCAAUCAUAUUCAACAGCCUGAUCACUGCAUAUAAAAAUACGAAUAAUAUGGAAGCUAUAAUUAAGUUGCACAGGAGAAUGUGCACAGAAGGAAUCCCUUGUGAUACUGCCACCUACACAACCUUGAUUGAUGGAUCACUAAAGACCAGUGACCUGGUCUUCGCAUCAGAACUCUACUUCGAGAUGUUGGAGAAGGGUAUUGUUCCGGAUGAAAUAACUUAUACUGCUUUGACAAAUAGACUUUGCAAGAAUGUGGACCUUGACAAUUCUCGGAAGCUCUUAGAUGAAUUGCAUCAUAGGGGCUCCCAAGCUAGUGUUCUUAUCUAUAACAUGCUCAUAGCUGGAUAUUUUAGGGAAGGUGACCUGCAGGAGGCAUUUCGAUUGCAUGAUGAAAUGCUUGAUAGAGGCCUUGUGCCUGAUGACAUAACAUAUGAUAUACUUCUGAACAUGAAAUAUGGAGGUGGAAAAUCACAGGCGGCAACAUAAUUGAGUUGGCAACCAGCCAAGUGGCUAGUGGGAUGGUAACCAUUCUAUGGAAUAACUGGUGCAGUUAGGGAGCCUACAUUUGUCUUUUCCUAUGGAUAUUUUGCAGCUCAUCCUGGUUCCACAUAUGAAAAGCUGGCCAGCAGGAUUGCUACCCUGAAGGAUUCUUAUUCAAAGCAGGGAAAGAAAUAGACAUUUGGUUGUUUCCAAUCACCAACUUCAAUGUGGUUGAUGCUGGGAUUGAGAUAGCUAAGGCAGUGCAGUUGGCUGAGCUCUGCCGGAAUGUGGCCUAUGAGUUGGUUGUUUGCCAGGUAGAAAGUCUUCUAAGGAAGGUGACACAGAACCAGCUAUAAGUUCAAGGAGUUGAAUUAGAGACUGAUGAAUCUGAGGUCACUAGUAAUGUUUCGUAAGGAUGAAGAAUGGCCUGAUUAAUUAAAUUGAUUGUUUUUGUAGUUGCAGCAUUGCGAUGGCAAGAGUUAAUCAAGCAUGAGAAUAGAAUGGGCUUGCCAAGUCAAGACAGUGGCAUGCAUGCAAAAGAGUGCUCCAAUUGUCUGUGUUUGCUAGUUGCACUUCUAGCAGUUGUUCGGAGAGCUCCUUUGAUGCGUUGCUUGCUGUUGAAGUGGCCCUUCACACUGCGUUGGAUCUCCACAUCCCUGUCAAACAUAUCAUAAGUGAUCAACAUGCAAUCCUCCAGUUACUUCAAUGCCCUGACCACGUUUCUUCCUGGAGGUUUGAGGAUCAAGUUAACAAUUUGAAGUUCUUAUUGGACAUGUGCGACCAUCCUCAGAUACACAUCACUCCCUCCAGUUGGGGUUCUCCGGCAGUCAAUCUAGCUAUUCUUGGAUUUCAUCACCAGCAUCUCAACCUUUUCUUGUUUGGAAAAGACCUCCCUUCUUGGUUGAUGAAUUCGAUUCGAAAGUUUGGGUUUAGUUUCUGAUUUGGCUUCUUGUUUCCUCUUUUUAGACUCUUGUAUCUUAGUUUCUUCUUGCUUUAUUUCUUUCAAUAAAUAGCUUCUCUAGUUGAGAGGUUCUUCAAAA